AUGAUUAAAUAUAAUAAGAAGAAAAUAUUAAUUGAUAAAGAAAAAAAUGACUUGAAUCGUACAGAUAGUUCACUUUAUAAUAUAUCUGUUGAAGAAUGUCAAAUAUUAUGUGGUUUACUUCCUGAUCAUAUUAGUGAUAUUGCUCGAAUUAUACAUCAAAAUCCACAACAUAUAUUUGAAUUUUUUACAAUAUGUAGACAAAAUAUGAACCAACGUGCAGCGGCUGUAUUUUUUGGAUAUAAAACCCAUGCAUCGAUAUCUUCACAUUUUAAUCAAAUAUUGGGAUCAUUAUCAAAUGAUUUUGUACCAAUUUACAUUGGAAGUAGUGCAUUUACAAGAACAGAUAUACAACGAAAUACACCUGAUUUAUUUAAAAAACUAUUUCCUGGUGUUGUUGGCAUUAUAGAUGGAAUUUAUCUGUUCUGUCAAAAAUCCAAAUGUUUUGAAUUACAGAAAAAAACUUCGUCGGAACAUAAAAAACGAAACCUUAUCAAAAUUUUGGGUGUUCGAUUUGCUAAUGGAAGAUGGAUUCAUGAUAUAUUUGAUGAAAGAACAGAUGAAUUUAUUGGUGAUAGAGGGUUUAGAAACGUAGACAAUGAAAGAUUUACAGUUCGCAUACCACCUUCAUUAGCAAAAGAUCAAGUUCAGUUAUCGACACAAGAUGCAAACACAACGAGAAAAAUAACAAAACUUCGAAGUUGUAUUGAACGUGGAUUUGGUCGGUUGAAGAAAUGGAGAAUAAUUGGUACUGUUAUUGAUAACAAUUUAAUUUCUAAAGUUGAUUCAUUAUUAAGGAUACUAAGUGCUAUUGAUAACAACUAUUUUGAAUCAUUAUUCGCUCCAGCUGAUAGUGAUGAACAAGAUGUUGAAUUUAUCAAACAUCGUGAAGUUAUUUCCAAUAUUCUACAGAAUCUACCAACAACACUCCAAUGGAUCACAAGACAAGUUCACGAAAUUGUUGAUUUUAUACCAGCAUUAACAUUAGAAACUAUUCGAGAUUAUGGAUUAGGUGAUUAUGCAUUAAAAUUAGCUAUUCCAUAUCUACAACAUGCAACAGCUAUAUGUGUUAAAACACAUAAAUCAAAGCAAUAUUCAAAUGUUAUUAAAGUAGAAGGUAUAAAAUCAAGAUAUUCGAAAAAGUCUGCGCCAAAACAUCAUAUAGUAUUUCUUCAAUUUGAUAAUGACAACUGGGAAAAUGAUUAUACAUUGUCAAGUGACUAUGAUAGUGACUAUGAAUCCUUGUUAAAUAUUAAAUGUAUUAAUUCAUAUUGUUCUUGUAAAUCAGGUGCACGUACGUUAUAUUGCAACAUCAAAGAUGUACCAAUACCUGGUUAUAGAGCUAAAUCAAUUAUCUUACAACAAAAUAUCACAGAUCUCCAACCGUUCAAUCAACAUCGACGUGAACAAAAAAGUAAUAAAGAUGACAUACAUGAUACCAAUGAAGAUGAAUCAUCCAGUGAUGAAUUUCUUGAAGAUAAUAGACGUAAAAAGAAAAGAACUUAUUGA
This is a messenger RNA of Rotaria sordida, 1506 nucleotides long. The record is from the annotation of a GenBank genome assembly. NCBI's taxonomy places the organism in Eukaryota, Metazoa, Rotifera, Eurotatoria, Philodinida, Philodinidae.